Molecule: messenger RNA, 560 nt
Organism: Cylicocyclus nassatus
Lineage: Eukaryota; Metazoa; Nematoda; Chromadorea; Rhabditida; Strongylidae
Source: the annotation of a GenBank genome assembly
CUUGCAAACGCCACCUCUCACGCUUAUAAGAUUACUUAUUUAUCAACUUCAUGUAAUAUCUAACAGAUGAGACUACUUCUACUACUUUGCGCCUCAAGCGUUAUGGUCCUUUCCGGUCCCGUAUACAUCGACGAGCUCGAAGACCUCCUUCCUCGGGGUGCUGAUAAAAGAGAGUUGGAAAUGCUUGAUGAUGACAAAUAUAUGAUCAGGUCGGAGAAGCAAAGGCGUCUCGACGCAAUCUUACAGCGUCAACCAGAUUACAUACAACAAACUUAUAAAGCAAAAGUCGCACAAAAGCAAGCUCAAAGAGCAUCAAAACAGCAGUACAAGCAAAUCAGAGCUGAUCAGCAAGGGCGAGGAAGUUUUGUAGCCGAAGAGAUCGCUAUCGAUAACGACAUGGGUAUCUCUUCAGCUGAAGCUGAUCGAAGGGAAUAUAAAUUGAAGCGCCGCUACUAUGCUGCAAACCCGUCGCUAAUGUUUGAUGAUGAUUAGGAGACGAUUUGUGGUAUAAAAUUGGACGCAGUGGUUGUGUUAUUACUGCUCGUACAAUAAAACGUGGC